Cryptomeria japonica (Japanese cedar) is the source of this 4281-nucleotide messenger RNA. RefSeq names its product ABC transporter G family member 35-like. Lineage: Eukaryota; Viridiplantae; Streptophyta; Pinopsida; Cupressales; Cupressaceae. The record is from RefSeq and is a predicted model, not a curated record. Gene Ontology annotation, molecular function: ATP binding; ATP hydrolysis activity; ABC-type transporter activity. The transcript has 24 exons. Gene Ontology annotation, cellular component: membrane. Bases 16 to 4281 code for a protein of 1421 amino acids.
UUGAGAACUGGUAUCAUGUUUGAGAGUGUCAGUGAAGAUGGUGAAGGCCAUCGCAAGGAAAUUCUCAGGGAAGUUGAUGUUCGGAACUUGGGAAGCAGCCAAAGACAGAAGUUCAUUGAGAAAGUUUUCAAAGUGGUUGAAGAAGACAAUGAUCAGUUCUUGAGAAAAUUGAGAGCUCGUAUAGAUAGAGUAGGGAUUAGGAUCCCAACGGUAGAAGUUGGGUUCGAAAAUCUGACAGUAAAUGCUGAGUGCUUAGUUGGUGCGAGAGCACUUCCAACACUUUCGAACUCAGCCAUGAACUUCUUGGAGGCAGUGUUGGGCAUGGUUGGAUUAUCAUGGACUAAAAAGACAAAACUAACUAUUCUUAAGAAUGUUAGUGGAAUUGUAAAGCCAUCCAGAAUUACCUUGUUAUUAGGCCAACCUGGAUCUGGAAAGUCUACUCUGCUUUUAGCCUUGGCUGGAAGAUUGGACAAGAAACUAAAGGUAAGUGGUUCUGUAACUUACAAUGGGCAUCCACUGGAGGAGUUUGUCCCUCAGAAAACAUCUGCCUACAUAAGUCAAAAUGAUCUGCAUGUAGGAGCCAUGACUGUUAGAGAGACCUUGGAUUUCUCUGCAAAAUGUCAGGGUGUUGGUCAGAAAUAUGCAAUUCUCUCCGAGCUGGACAGAAGGGAGAAACAAGCUGGAAUUUUGCCUGAUACUGAAGUAGAUCUCUUCAUGAAAGCAACAUCCGUGGAAGGUGUCCAGAGUAGCCUUCAGACAGAUUACGCUCUCAAGAUUCUUGGUUUGGAUAUAUGUGCAGAUACAGUAGCAGGAGAUGAAAUGUUUAGAGGAAUUUCAGGUGGACAGAAGAAACGUCUCACGACUGGUGAGAUAAUUGUUGGACCAAAAACUACUCUUUUCAUGGAUGAAAUUUCCACAGGCCUGGACAGUUCUACGACGUAUCAAAUUGUUAAAUGUCUGCAGCAAUUUUGUUCCCAUAUGAAAGCAACCAUUGUCAUGUCUUUGCUGCAACCUGCACCAGAAACAUUUGAAUUGUUUGACGACAUAAUACUCCUUUCAGAAGGACAGGUCGUCUACCAUGGGCCGAGGAAAUACGUGCUUGAAUUUUUUCAAAAUUGUGGAUUCAGAUGCCCCGAGAGAAAGGGUGCUGCAGAUUUCUUGCAGGAGGUGACUUCAAUGAAGGACCAAGAGCAAUAUUGGACUGACAGGAGAAUACCAUAUCGCUAUAUCUCUGUAAAGGAAUUUGCGGAUAUGUACAAGAGGUUUCGUGAAGAUAGAAGGCUCUCCAGAAAAUUAUCUGUACCAGACAACAAGGUUUCUAGGCGCAAACAAUCUCCGAUAUUGAGUAAAAGCCUAAUUCCUAAAAUGGAGAUCUUCAAGAUCUGCUUUGCUAAAGAAUGGCUUCUUCUCAAACGCAAUUCCUUCAUUUACAUAUUCAAGGCUGUACAAAUUAUUUUCGUAGCAUUUAUAGCAACUACAGUGUUCUUGAGAACACGAAUGCACCAACGAGAUGAGCAGGAUGCAAAUUUAUAUCUUGGGGCUCUCUUUAGUGCCCUGAUGACAAACAUGUUCAAUGGCAUGGCUGAGCUUCCACUAACACUUGCCAGACUACCCGUAUUUUAUAAACAACGGGACCUUCUGCUAUAUCCUGCAUGGGCUUUCUCUCUUCCCUCCCUUUUGCUGAGUAUUCCAAUAUCAUUUCUGGAGUCAGCUGUUUGGAUUGCCAUUACCUAUUAUGGAAUAGGACUUGCCCCUGAAGCUGUCAGGUUUUUCAGGCAUUUUCUUAUCCUAUUUCUGGCACAUCAGAUGUCAUCUUCUCUUUUCAGAUUUUUAGCAGGACUUUGUAGAACAACGACAGUAUCCAAUAUUGGAGCAGCACUCACUUUGCUACUAGUUUGUCUGUUUGGAGGAGUCAUCAUUACCAAAGAUAACAUACCCAAGUGGUUGAGAUGGGGUUACUGGUGUUCUCCGCUAUCGUAUGCACAAACUUCCAUUGUUUUGAAUGAGAUGCUUGAUGCCAGAUGGAAUAAAGUGAGUUUCAAAUCUUCACCAAACUUGGCUCUUGGUUUACUUGAGAGGCGUAACAUCAACCCCAACGCAGACUGGUAUUGGAUAGGAGCUGCAGCUUUAUUGGGGUUUUCUGUACUCUUCAAUUUUUUAUUCACUAUAUCGCUUGCAUAUCUGAAUCCUCUUGGCAAGCAUCAGGUUAUAAUAUCGGAAAAAAUGCUCACACAAGUCUCCGGGCCUGAAGAUGUUGCACAAGACCAAAAGCUCCAAUUCGGUCAAUCAAAAUCUAAAAGGGCACCAUCUAAAACAUCUGCCACCAAAAAUGGAAAAGGCGCAAAAGAAAUGCAGAUGCAUCAGAUGAACAGGAGGUCAACCAAAACAGAAAUCAUUUCAACAGAUUUGGAUGUAGAAACUGGCGGUUUGAAAAAACGAGGAAUGGCUCUUCCUUUCAAACCAUUGGCAAUGUCUUUUACUAAUGUGAAUUACUUCGUUGACAUGCCUCGGGAAAUGAAAGAACAGGGAGAAACAGAGGAUAAACUUCAACUACUUCGUAAUGUAACAGGGGCAUUUAGGCCAGGAGUUCUCACAGCGUUGAUGGGGGUUACUGGGGCUGGAAAGACGACACUAAUGGAUGUUUUGGCUGGAAGGAAAACAGGAGGAUAUAUUGAAGGGGAUAUUAGGAUCUCUGGAUUUCCCAAAAAGCAAGAAACAUUUGCUCGAAUCUCUGGUUAUUGUGAGCAGACUGAUAUUCAUUCUCCACAAAUAACAGUGAGAGAAUCCUUACUAUAUUCUGCAUUUCUUCGUCUUCCAAAAGAGGUUGAUAACAACACCAAAACUGCCUUUGUAGAUGAGAUUUUGGAGCUGGUAGAGUUGGAAGGUUUAAGGGAUGCAUUGGUGGGUCUUCCCGGUGUAACUGGUUUGUCAAUAGAACAAAGAAAAAGGUUAACAAUUGCUGUGGAGCUUGUUGCAAAUCCAUCUAUUAUUUUCAUGGAUGAACCAACUUCAGGACUAGAUGCCAGAUCAGCAGCUAUUGUCAUCAGAACUGUACGCAAUACAGUUGAUACAGGAAGAACCGUUGUCUGUACCAUUCACCAGCCUAGCAUUGACAUUUUUGAAUCUUUCGAUGAGUUGCUCCUAAUGAAAACAGGUGGUCAAGUCAUCUAUGCAGGACCCUUGGGUCAAAACUCUGAAAAGGUAGUUGAGUAUUUUGAGGCUUUUCCUGGAGUGCCAAAUAUAAGUUAUAAGCAAAAUCCUGCUACAUGGAUGUUAGAAGUGAGCUCUGGUACUGUUGAACAGUUUCAUGGAAUAGACUUUGCAGAACGCUACAAGAACUCAACUCUCUAUAAGAGGAAUAUAUCUUUAGCAGAAGAGCUGUGUAAUCCACCUCCUGGUGCAAAAGAUCUUCAUUUUCCAACCCAAUUCUCACAAUCUUUCUUUGAACAGUUCAAAUUUUGUUUGUGGAAGCAAAAUUGGUCAUAUUGGAGAAGUCCAGACUACAAUAGCAUUAGAAUUCUAAUAAGUUUUGUGGUUGGUGCAUUGGUUGGAUCUAUAUUUUGGCAGCUCGGAGGAAAACAGGAUAACAAUACAAAUAUCUUUAAUAUCAUAGGGGGCAUGUAUUCAGCAGUGUUGUUCAUAGGAGUGAUGAAUUGUCAAACAGUACAGCCUUUGGUUGCAGUCGAGAGAAUAGUUUUCUAUAGAGAAAGAGCUGCAGGAAUGUAUUCUGCAAUACCCUAUGCUUUGGCACAGGUGACCAUUGAGAUUCCAUACACCAUAUUCCAGACAGUUGUUUACACCAUCAUAGUCUAUGGCAUGAUUGGUUUCAAAUGGACAAUUCCCAAGUUCUUGUGGUUUUUCUUCAUCAAUUUCAUUUCAUUUCUCUAUUUUAUCUAUUAUGGGAUGAUGACAGUCUCAAUCACACCAAACCUACAAGUGGCUACAGUUUUGGCUGGAGCUUGUGUUUCUCUAUUUGGCCUAUUUUCAGGAUUUUUCAUUUCUAGAAAGAAAAUUCCACCAUGGUGGGUUUGGUAUUACUGGAUCUGCCCAUUAGCUUGGACGGUUUAUGGACUCAUUGUUUCACAGUACGGAGACAUCACUGACCUCAUAGAAGUAGAUGGGAAGAAACAAGGAGAGCCGCUAAAUAAGUAUUUAGCGGAUUAUUUUGGAUUCGAUAAUGAUUUUCUGAGUACUAUAGCUGUGGUUCUUGUGGGCUUCACAUUUUUCUUCGCAUUUAUUUUUGCUUUUUGUAUAAAAGUCUUGAAUUUCCAGCAUAGAUAA